Messenger RNA from Drosophila sulfurigaster albostrigata, 506 nucleotides. RefSeq lists its product as uncharacterized. Bases 95 to 469 code for a protein of 124 amino acids. The record is from RefSeq and is a predicted model, not a curated record. Lineage: Eukaryota; Metazoa; Arthropoda; Insecta; Diptera; Drosophilidae. The transcript has a single exon.
UGUAAAAUAGUUGGCUUCCAUUUUGAUGCCCAUUUAAAUAACCAAAUAAUAUAUACAAUAAAGCAACCAAAAAAUAAAUACACUAAAAGGCAAAAUGAGACACGAGGAGAUCGUCACGAUUGAGCAGCUCAACUAUCGCGUACUCAUUGCAAAGAAAGUUCAUGUGCUACGCGAUCGUUGGAAUGAUCGCUUCGGGUGGUUUCCUGCGGCUCAAAAGGAACACUACAAACAAUAUGCAGAGAUCUAUAAGGAAAGUCUGGCUGAGUACGGUGAAGAACAGUUUAAGAAAUAUGCGAAACAUCGUUCUUUGCGCGCUGUUCACACAGCUGCCAUAGAUGCUCCCAAGUUGGAUAGCUUGAAGAAGUUCUGCUGUUAUCCCAUGACUCAUAUGGCGGAAUAUAGGCCAUCGGUCACCACAAAUGGGGAGUAUGGACUCGUGGUCCCAGGUCAUCAUCAUCGACACUGUUAACAAGUUUAGAAGGCAAUGUUCAGUUAAACUUUUGCCA